Messenger RNA from Achroia grisella, 2118 nucleotides. RefSeq lists its product as uncharacterized. The transcript is spliced from 7 exons. Lineage: Eukaryota; Metazoa; Arthropoda; Insecta; Lepidoptera; Pyralidae. Gene Ontology annotation, molecular function: 8-oxo-dGDP phosphatase activity. Bases 285 to 1274 code for a protein of 329 amino acids. The record is from RefSeq and is a predicted model, not a curated record.
ACUGCUUGCGGCAUAGGUGUUAUCAGUUUUCAUUCUAUUAUUAAACAAACAAUUACUAUUUUUAUAAAGGAAUCUUAAACCUUUAUCAUUAUUUUACAUAUUGUUCAAUUUGUGCAUUGUUAUUUAAUUUAAAGUUAAAUAAUUUCGCUACGCGUUGACUUCAGUGUAUUCAAAAUUAAAAUGUUAGAGUAACAAAUAAAAAGCAAAGGUAGCUUGCUAAAAGGCGUCUAUAUUUUGCUAGACACUUAUUAUUUUAUAAUACACCUACAUAUGUGGAACAAAAUAUGAAAGAUAUGAAUUCGUCUAUACAAAACACCGCUUCUGACUUAAUAAAAUUAGCAAGAAAAUUCAACUGUUUCUAUUUAGGAGGUUUGCAUCGAGGAACAUGUAAACCAUUUCUAGUGGCUGGUCACCAAGUGGGUCUAAUUAGACCAAACGUGAUGAAAUAUCUACAGAGAUUUCCUGAGGUAUUUAAUAUAACUGAUAAACAUGUGGAAUUGAAUCCAGCCUUCCGAGACUAUAAACAAAGGACAAUGAGAGUUGCAGAGGUAUUGCAAAAUUUAAGAGUGGAAAAUGAAAUUUGUGCCCUCAAAGGUUGGCGUGAUGAGUGUUUCGAAGUAAGUACGCCAUUCUAUCACGAAAGCUUAUUGGAAAUGGACCGGAGUGCUAUUUGUUUAUUUGGAAUUAGAAAUUAUGGCGUUAGUGUUACUGGCUAUCUAUAUCAUCCUACCAAAGGUUUAUGCAUUUGGUUGCAACAACGAAGCUUCACAAAACAAACUUGGCCUGGCAAAUGGGAUUGUUUUGUGAGUGGAGGACUUGCUGUAGGCUAUGGAAUACUGGAAACCACAAUCAAAGAAGCUGCAGAGGAAGCGUCUGUAGAAGGAGAAUUAGUAAAAAAAUUGGUUCCAGCUGGAUGUGUUAGCUUUUAUUUUGAAAGUGAAAGGGGAUUAUUUCCAAAUACCGAAUAUGUGUACGACCUUGAAUUGCCAUUGGAUUUUGCACCUCGCAAUGCUGACGGGGAAGUGGAAUGUUUUGAAUUGCUAACUGCAGAAGAAUGUAUACAACGGGCACUGUCACCUCAAUUUAAAACUACUAGCGCUCCAGUAUUACUUGACUUCUUGAUACGAAGGGGAUACAUAAAUCCUGAGAAUGAGCCGAACUACCGCUACCUGGUGGAGUUGCUUCAUGUUCCCCUGCAGUCCAUCUAUAAUUGGCCAUAUACAGCAGUAGCGACAUUAAAUGGGGAAGCCGACGAUAUACGUACAGUGAAUUAGUCCCUUCUGUUGUAUGUUAUUUAAAAUAUUAUAUACUCCAUAAAUACAACGAAUUUUUGACAAAAAAAAUGACAAAAUAAUCCAGUCGGUUUAGAUUACUCAUUACUAUAAGCAAUGAAUUCAAAAUAUAUAUUUGUAAUAGUACUAAUUGUAUGAUUUCGAAUUAUUUAUUAAUAUGGUCUUAUUUCCAGCGUGAUCACAUAGGUAAUGUAAGUUACCAAAUCUAGUUUUUUCGAGGUCGUACUCACUGUCAACACUGACCAAAACCUAAUAUUUGAAAAGUUCAUGAUAGUUUUAGGUAGGUACGGUUAAUUUCUGUGAUACUUUACCAGUGUGGUAUAAGACAUUGUAUAAUAUUAUUUAAUUGAAGAAUGUCACGAUGAAUACUUAACUUCCUGAAGGAAUCUUUAUUGUAUUUUUUAAUUUUUAAAUAGAAUAUAUAAUGGAAUUAUGUACUCAUUUUAUGUUAAUUUCACACAAGCCUUCAGGAUAAUUGUGUACCAGUUCGUAUUACAAAUAUGUUUAUGUCUAAGUUCUACUUUCAUACAGAUUAUGUAGUACCCUGUAUUUUUAUAUUAUGGCAAUACUUAAUGAAACUUAUAAGGUUAACCCAAAUUUAAUAUUGCUUCAUUUGUUGGUAGCAUCAUAUUUAGCGAUUUAAUGUAUUUUACUUACAUCCUAAUAUAUACUUUGACACUUAAACUUCCCGUUUGGAUAAAAAUAUUCAAUAUUAUUAAUAUUAAUGAAUCACUCAAUAAAUUAUUCAUAAAUCACAUGUGUGUAUAUGGUAUGUUGAUAUUUAUAAAUAUACUGUAAUCUGUUUUAGGUUAAAUGCUUAAACUGU